CUAGGAACACCUCUGACUCAGUCUCCUCCACCAUGAGCCUCAGACCCAGCGCCACCUCCUCCUGCACCAGGGCCAGCCCACUUCCUGUCCUACAGGUGUUGCUGCCCAUGUCACUGCUCCUGACCACGCUGGUUCCCUCCACCGUCGGAAAACUUAAAAGUAUGGAUAGAAUGCUGUAUGUUGAACUUCGCUGCUCGUGUGUGAAGACCAUCUCUGGCAUUCAUCCCAGUAACAUCCAAAGUUUGGAGGUGAUCAGGGCAGGACCUCACUGCGCCACAGUCGAAGUAAUAGCCACGCUGAAGAAUGGGAAGAAAAUCUGCUUGGACCCAGAAGCUCCCAUAAUCAAGAAAAUAGUCCAGAAAAUAUUGGAAGAUGGUGGGUCAGCUGCUUAA
Molecule: messenger RNA, 392 nt
Organism: Hippopotamus amphibius kiboko
Lineage: Eukaryota; Metazoa; Chordata; Mammalia; Artiodactyla; Hippopotamidae
Product: platelet basic protein-like
Exons: 3
Coding region: 33-392 (119 amino acids)
Biological process (GO): antimicrobial humoral immune response mediated by antimicrobial peptide; cellular response to lipopolysaccharide; chemokine-mediated signaling pathway
Cellular component (GO): extracellular region
Molecular function (GO): CXCR chemokine receptor binding; chemokine activity
Source: RefSeq, a predicted model, not a curated record